This is a messenger RNA of Hibiscus syriacus, 2214 nucleotides long. RefSeq lists its product as uncharacterized. Gene Ontology annotation, molecular function: ATP binding; protein kinase activity. The record is from RefSeq and is a predicted model, not a curated record. The transcript has 2 exons. The coding region runs from base 1 to 2214 and encodes 737 amino acids. Gene Ontology annotation, cellular component: cytoplasm. NCBI's taxonomy places the organism in Eukaryota, Viridiplantae, Streptophyta, Magnoliopsida, Malvales, Malvaceae. Gene Ontology annotation, biological process: signal transduction; protein phosphorylation.
AUGGAGGAAUUCAGACAAAUUGGUGAGGUUUUGGGAAGUUUAAGAGCUCUCAUUGUCUUACAAGAUGAGUUUCAGAUCAAUCGACGACAGUGUUGUCUGUUGUUAGACAUCUUCUGUUUGGCUUUCGAUGUAAUCGCCGAAGAGAUCCGUCUGAACUUGAAACUGGAAGAGAAGAACACCAAAUGGAGUUCCCUCGAGAACCCUUUGCGAGAGCUUCAAAAGAUCUUUAAAGAAGGAGAAUCGUACGUACGACAAUGUAUGGACAAGAGAUCAGAUUGGUGGGUUAAGGCAAUCAAUCUCCAUCAAAACAAGGACUCCGUUGAUCACCACAUCCACAAUUUACUUUCUCAUUUCCCGGCGGUCCUCGAGGCCAUCGAGAUGGCCGGAGAGAUCGCGGGACUCAACCGGGAUGAGAUGCAAAGGAGGAGAGUCAUGCUUGUGAGGAAGUACGAUGUUGAAUGGAUGGAUCCGAAGCUUUUUCAGUUUCGGUUCGGAAGGCAGUACUUGAUCCCUCGAGAGAUUUGUAGCCGGUUUGAGAGUGCGUGGAGGGAAGAUCGAUGGAAUCUGGUCGAAGCUCUGAGGGAGAAGAAGUGUUCGGAAUCGGUAACAAAGAACCAAGAUUUGCUCGCUGGCUUGUUGAUUCGGAAAAUUAUUGGAUCAGAGGCUUAUAAUGGUAAACUUUUCCCUAGUUCAAUCUUGUAUGGAGGGGACUACCAAGUAAGGCGAAGAUUAGGAGGACAAUACAAGGAAAUCCAAUGGCUGGGAGAGAAUUUUUUGAUGAGGAACUUCUUUGGGGAUGUUGAGUCGUCAAGUUUCGAAAUCUCUACAUUGCUUUCACUUACUCAUCCGAAUAUACUGCAACACCUUUGCGGAUUUCACGAUGAAGAUAAAAAAGAAGUUAUGCUUGUUCUAGAGUCGGUGAACAAGGAUCUCGGCUGUUAUUUGAAGGAGAAUUAUGGUUCGAGAAGGAGGAUCUUGUUCUCGCUUCAUGUUGUGGUUGAUCUUAUGUUGCAGAUUGCAAGAGGAAUGGAGUAUCUGCAUUCAAAGAAGAUUUAUCAUGGACAGCUGAACCCUAAUAACAUUUAUCUAAGAGCUAAGAACAGCACCGAAGGUUGUUUCCAUUUGAAGAUUUCAGGUUACGGUUUAUCCAAUAUCAAGCCUCUUUCAUCCCCGAACUCGUCGCCGAGGAGAUAUGAGCCCAACCCCACCAUUUGGUAUGCUCCAGAAGUUAUGUUAGAGCAAGAGAAGCUAUUUAUUGGAUCCUCGGUUUCAAAGUAUUCAGAGAAGGCAGAUGUGUACAGUUUUGCGAUGCUUUUCUUCGAGCUCUUGUCUGGGAAACCGCCUUUCGAAGGACAUGGAGAGAAGAUGAGUAGAAGUAUCAUCGAAGGGGAGAGGCCUCUUUUUCCCUGCACAGCGCCGAAAUAUCUUGUCAACUUGACGAAAAGGUGUUGGCAUACGGAUCCGAACCAGCGUCCGAGUUUCUCAUCGAUUUGUCGGAUUUUGCGUUACAUCAAGAAGUUCAUUGUGAUGAACCCUGACUAUGAUCAUCCCGAAAUGCAAUGUCCAAUUGCAGAUUAUUGUGAGACAGAGUCAUGGUUUGCGAAAAAGUUCACUGCAAAUGGCACUCUCAAUCCACUUUCAGUUACACAAAUCCCAUUUCAAAUGUUUGCUUAUCGGCUUGCCGAGAAAGAUCGAACUAUUAUGAACACGGAGGAUAAAAACGGCGAGUUAACGGCCGAACGGACCUCGACUUGCAGAGAUGACAAUGUUUCUAUAAUAGAGGAACCCUUUGCAGGAACGAGUGAUAGAACGUCUGCUGGUUCUGAUGCAAAAUCUCGUGGUUCGGAUACCAAGUCCGUUUAUUGGGAUGUCCGGUCAGUCUACAGCGAGAUUCCAGAAAGGAAAUCGAUCCAAUUGUGUACGCCGCCCAAGAGACAAAUUUCCACCAAGAUUCCAGAGAAGAAAAUUGUAGUCACAAAGAAAAACAGUAACGUGAAGGCCAAGAAAAGUCCAGUGGCAACAAAUGGACUAUAUACUAGACCGUCGACCUUGAACCGUGUUCACAGUACUGGGAUAAUCCGAGAAAACCGAUCGGCAUUCGUCACCGGUUCCUCCACUUACCGGUUCCUCCACCAGAACCCGGCAACGAACGACAGCAGCGGCGGCGGCAACGGGUCAUACCUCAGAUUAGCACCAUUUAAUCACCAUAGUUAA